This is a messenger RNA of Penicillium odoratum, 1728 nucleotides long. Its product is annotated as putative MFS transporter. Gene Ontology annotation, molecular function: transmembrane transporter activity. Gene Ontology annotation, cellular component: fungal-type vacuole membrane. The record is from RefSeq and is a predicted model, not a curated record. Lineage: Eukaryota; Fungi; Ascomycota; Eurotiomycetes; Eurotiales; Aspergillaceae. Bases 1 to 1728 code for a protein of 575 amino acids. The transcript is spliced from 4 exons. Gene Ontology annotation, biological process: transmembrane transport.
AUGUCGCUGGUUCAACACGUCUCCGUCCUCGAUGGCGUCGAUCGUGAACUAGAGUCUGACGUUGGAGAAGAUGUCAGAUCCAUUCGCCGCAAAAUUAGCUACGAUGUCCUUCAGCCGCCUAGCUUGCCUGUGCCAGUUGUCGAGCCCGCCCCGGGUGUCCCAGCGUAUAAGUAUUCGGCACCGACGAGAAUAGCCCAGGUCAUAUUUACGAUCCUUGCAUGCUGGGUCGCAUCGGGGAUUGUGUUUGGAUUCGCGGCACUGAAGCCGGUUUUGAUUGAAGAAGGAGUUUAUCAUGAUCUGUGCACCGAGGAGGAGUUGCGUGACGGAGUGGAACUGUGUAAGCAGCAGGAUCUAAGUUUGAACCUAUUCUUUACUAUCGCGUCUAUCACUGCCAAUGUGUCUGCGCUCCCGGUUGGCACGAUUCUCGAUCGCUAUGGGUCCCGCGUCUGUGGUUUUAUCGGCUGCUUUAUCCUGGCAGCUGGAAGUUUGAUUAUAGCUUCCUCGUUUCGUCGACCAGGUUUCGAGGGGCUGCUGGCUGGUAAUUUCCUCUUAGCUCUGAGCGGGACUUUCAUCUUCGUGCCAUCUUUCCAGAUCGCCAAUGCGUUCCCUCGAUAUGCAGGCUCGAUCGUCGCCUUUGUGACUGGGGCUUUUGAUGCUUCGGCUGCCGUGUUUCUGUUCUACCGAUCGGUCUAUGAGGCAUCUGGCCGGACCUUCACACCAGAUCAGUUCUUUCUGGGAUACCUGAUCGUGCCCACGCUGAUCUUCCUGGCUCUGCUCACUUUCAUGCCGCGUCGCGAUUAUGUCCCACCCUUCGAACUUGAGAACAAGAUGGAACAGGCGGAGGACGCAACUCGCGAUGUGCACGAGUCCGACGAUGAAAUCGAGAGCGACCGCGAACUCCGGCGAGUGCGCAGUAAGCGUGCGGAGCGUCGGAAGCAGAAAGCGCGCAAGCUUCACGACGUCCUCGGUAGCAAAGAUGAGAUACAGUCUCGCGCGGAGAGAGAAGAAGAUCGUCAACAGACCAGUCAGGUCUGGGGUGUGUUGCAUGGAUUGCCCGCUCGCAAGCAGAUGAUGACCCCGUGGUUCAUUCUGAUUACUUUCAUGACCAUUCUACAAAUGAUCCGGAUGAAUUACUUCAUCGCCACCAUCCGCUCGCAGUAUGAAUACAUGCUUGGCUCGCUCGAAGCAGCCGAACAAAUUAACGGUUUCUUUGAUGUCGCACUGCCUGUCGGUGGAGUUUUAUUCACGCCGUUUAUCGGGUUUCUGCUAGAUCGCCUGAGUGUACCUGCACUGCUUGGGCUGAUCGUGGCUUUCACCACUAUAAUCGGCGUGUUGAACUCGAUCCCUACGAUAUGGGCCGGCUAUAUGACAGUCGUGCUAUUUGUGUUGUUGCGCCCAUUGUAUUAUUCUGCCAUGUCUGACUAUGCUACCAAAGUCUUUGGGUUUGCGACGUUCGGUCGCGUCUACGGAACUAUCAUCUGCCUUUCUGGACUGGCAAAUUUCUCCCAGUAUGGAUUGGACGCCCUCACCCAUCUCACAUUCCAUGAGAAUCCGAUCCCAAUCAACGCAUUCUUGGCCGUAUCCGGGUUUGUGGUCGGGAUUGCGUUGGUCGGCUAUGUCACUGUACAAGGCCAUCGAUUGAGCGUCCAGGCAGAUAACGACGAGGAAAGGGAGCCCUUGUUGGAAGAGGAGGAGGAAAGCGAUGGAUAUGAAACGUUUGCUCGGUAA